AAAUAAAACCAAUUUAUAGAAAAACACUUGUUGGAUCAGAUUUUUUAAAUUUCCUUACUAGCAUCUUUGGAUACAUUCGCCACAAAUUCAAAUCAGGAGCCAAUAGAAAGAUCCAAACAGCCUUGAGAGGGGGUUCGAUAUUUGAUGUUGGCGCCUUUAUGAGAGGUUAUGUUACUUUGUUUUUAUUUUUAAAUCUCAUUCUUCCCUUAAUUUUGUAAAUGUUGGUUUCCUUUUUAUUCUCAUUUUAACAUAAGAAAAAUAAAAAGAAUACAUAUCUGAAAGAAAGUUUUAUGGUUAACCAACUUUAAGUGGACCAUUUUUUUAUUUUCAUACCAAUGGAAAAUAAAAGAACACUAGACGAAAUUAAAGAGAUUUUGAAACAUGCAAAGUUACAGCUGGAUGAUCUCAAAACGACAUCACAAACUAUAUACUUCACUGAGAAUAAUUUGUAUGAAAACAAUUUGAAAUUGCUACAACUUGAUGCCACUUUGCUUGGUGAAGUAUCUCAGGGGAAAACCCUUUAUAUCAAAGGAGAUGAUGAUGAAGAUGUAGUACUUUGUUCAGAAACUCAAACGUACCAAGUUACAGAAGCGGAAACGUCUAACAGUCUGCUGUUAGUAGAUAAACUCAAAUUUGCCGAUUCAGAUCAGAAUAACAGUGAGCAAGAUGAACAUAUUUUGAACAAAGUGUCAGUUCGCAGUAUAUUUUACGAUUAUUUGGAAGCCGUGCCUAUAAAGCCACAUUUGAAAAAACUGAGACAACUUUUAAAUGGAUCCGUAUAUAAAGGACGAGAGUAUGAAUUCGAAGUUGAUCCCAGCAAAUGUUAUACUUUCGAAGAGCUGGAUAAAAAGGUGCAAGCUAGUACUAAAGAGCUUAAGGAAGCCUUGGAUGAAAUGGAUGUUGUUACAUUGAAUGGCAAGAUAAGACUGUUGGAUUUUGAAUAUCACUUCAAGGUGCUUUCGUACAUGUUGAAAUUGAUCGAUGAAAACUCGUGGCAAUUAGACGAAAUAGACUACCAGGAGACAGUGGAGAGCCUGGAAGACUUGGCGCCAAAGGAAAUAGUUACUGGCUUGUUCGAAAAAUACACUGAGGAGUCUCAGGUUGUAGACAGCAUGCAGCUGUACAGGUACAAGGAAGACAAAGUUUGCACGUUUUUCGCCAAAGUUUUGCUAUACGGUGCUGGAAAAUUCAAUCUCAGUGAUUUCAUGCAAGCCUGGAAGGAAUCUGUUCCCGACGGGAUGACACCAGCUGAAGAUAUGGUUUACGGCGAAAAAAAUAUAGGUCACUUAGAAGACGAAGCUCUAAAACGCAGAGAGCGGUUGAAAGCUCUAAAACGGAAACGUGAAGGAGACAAAAGUUGUGAAAACGAAAAUCCUGGAGACAAGUCUGCGGUGGAGUUGCCGAAGCCAGUUUUCAGGAGUUACAGACCUGCUAAUGAAGAGCUGAAUGACUUCGUGAAAGAAUCUAGUGCGCCUGGAGACGUUACUGCCCAGGUUAAAGACCACCUUGAAGCUGCUAAAUCGGGUGUGGUGAUAGAUCAGCUAGAUGUAGCAGCUUUGGCACCCAGAAAACCUGACUGGGACUUGAAAAGAGACGUGGCUAAAAAGUUAUUGAAGCUGGAAAGGCAGACUCAAAGAGCGAUAGCAGAAUUGAUUAGAGAUAGAUUAAAAGAAAGGAGUAGAUCAGAUGAUUUAGCAGUUAUGGUUAACGCCGGUGUUAGUGAUCAAGUUAGAGAGCCAACAUGAAAAAUUUGAUAAAUAACUGUCAAUGUAGAUAUAUAUUUUAUAUCAAUUUUUUUAAACUUGAUGUUCCUCUGUUCGAUUCAUAAAUGUAUCAUAGCAUUAGUUGAUCUUUUGUCAGCUUUUUAAUUUAUCAUUUUAUAUAAAGCUGUGAUGAAACAAAACA
Messenger RNA from Acanthoscelides obtectus, 1905 nucleotides. NCBI's taxonomy places the organism in Eukaryota, Metazoa, Arthropoda, Insecta, Coleoptera, Chrysomelidae. The record is from the annotation of a GenBank genome assembly.